Salpingoeca rosetta is the source of this 4680-nucleotide messenger RNA. RefSeq names its product NEK protein kinase. The record is from RefSeq and is a predicted model, not a curated record. The transcript is spliced from 15 exons. Gene Ontology annotation, biological process: protein phosphorylation. Gene Ontology annotation, molecular function: protein kinase activity; ATP binding. The coding region runs from base 291 to 4418 and encodes 1375 amino acids. Lineage: Eukaryota; Choanoflagellata; Craspedida; Salpingoecidae.
UUCGCAAAUUGCACGACUGAAUUCAGUUGUAUCGCUUUCGUCAAGGAAGAAGAGGACAACAACCACACACAACGACAAGCAGCAGACUUGCGUUUGGGGAUCGCAACAGAACGAACAGCAGCACACCGCAGCACACACACGACGCUGUUCCUGUGAACUGGCAAAGUGUGCUCGUGGACGGAGAGCGGGGUCGCUGUGCGAGUUGUGAGCAUUUGAGGGCUUGUGUGUUGCAUGGUGUUGCGGGUGUUACGCGUGCGUGAGAAGGUGGUGGUGGCACACAGCAGAGAGCCAUGGGCGAUGGAGUGCCCCAUGCCCGCUACCGUGAGGUGCGCAAGCUCGGGCACGGCAACUUUGGCGCAGCAUGGCUUGUUCAGGACCUGCAGUGCGAUCGAGACUGGAAAGUGCUGAAGCGAGUGUACAUCGGGACACUCAAGGAAAGCGACUCUGCGGGGGCACUGAGAGAGGCCAAGCUGCUGAGUCAGCUGGAGCACCCGAACAUCCUGCGGUUCCACGACAGCUUCAUCGACAAGGACUUUGUGUGCAUUGUCACGGAGUACUGUGAGGGCGGCGACCUGGCAGACAAGAUUGAGGCUGUAAAGCAGGAAGGCGGUGUGAUCCAGCAGCAGCAGGUCCUGGACUGGUUUGUCCAGCUCACCAUGGCCCUCAAGUACCUGCACGAGAGGGGAGUGCUGCACCGGGACCUCAAGUCGAAGAACGUGUUCCUGAAGAGGGGUGUCAUCAAGCUUGGGGACUUUGGGAUUGCGCGCGUGUUGAUGGGGACAACGGACGAGGCGACGACAUUCGCAGGGACGCCAUAUUACAUGUCGCCGGAAGCGUUACAGGGUGUUGGCUACAACGACAAGAGCGACAUCUGGGCCCUCGGGUGCAUCCUGUAUGAGAUGUGCACCCUCAAGCACGCAUUCGACGGCGCGGGACUGCUGAGCCUGUUGUAUCAGAUCUGCGAGGGCGAUGUGCCCCAGAUUCCGGACCACUACGACAAGGAACUCAAGCAGCUGUCGAGUUGGCUGUGGCAGCGGGACCCGGCAAAGCGCCCGAGCGCCGUCGCCAUCCUCAACACCGCGCUCGUCCGCGCACACAUGUACAAGUGGCAGUUCCGCCUCUCAAAACGCUCCCACCGCAGCAUCGACGAGGAGCGCGAGCGCAUUCGCUCACAGGUCGGACACACGAAGCGCCACCACAGCCAACACAGCCGGCAACAACAGCAGCAACAACAGCGCCACCCGCCUGCUGGACCGCAGGGAUCGCUGUCCCAUGAGCAGUGGGGAACCGACACCCCCCCGCACGGGCCGAGGAUUGCGUCAGGUGCGCAGCGACAACACCACCACUAUCAACAACAACAACAACAACAACAGCAGCAGCAGCAGCAGCAGCAGUGUGUGAACGGCGUGAUGUCAUCCCCAACGGCACAUCUUUCCUCCUCCUCCUCUUCCUCCUCGCCCCGAACGCCAAGUGCAACAGCAGCAGCAACAGGUGGAGGGAUACUGGCAAAGGAUGAGAAGCAUUUAACCCCUCGCGAGCGCAUGAAACUUCGGAAACUCCGCGCAUCGGAACAACGCGCAGCACAGCUCAAGCAGGCGGCGAUGAAGCAGCGACGGGAGAAUCAAACGCGCCAGCAGCACACGCGCGACCAUCUCCAGUCGUCAAACCUCGCACACGCCCUCUACGGCAACGACGCGCCCACGUUUCUGUCUUCCACGAUGAGGGCCCGGCGUUCGGACACGAGCUUGCAGUCGCCGCAGGCGCAUGACGCAAUGAUGGACCACGAUGGACCACAGGUGGGCGAAGCUGACACGGCAUCCACCGUGAUUAGGCCAGAAGCAACCAUUGUCGCCCAACACCAGCCAUACGACAUGGACGCCACGAUCACUGCAUCCCAUCCGCCCCCGCUCUCAAAGGCAGAGUCAGAGCUGGACGAGUUUGAGCUCGUUGCGGCGAACGCGGCGGCGUUCCUGGCGGCGUCACAGCGCAACGAAGACGCGCUCGCAGCAGCAAUCGGCAGCAGCACUGACACCAUGGGCCCACACCACGAGGGCAAGAACAGCAAGAACGCCCACAACGACAACAGUCACAACGGCGACAACAGUGGCCGUGUUCAGGUGAACGACAGCUUCUCCAACACUGGGACCAUCAUCCACACGUCAGACGAUAACACGCAUCCCAGCAUGCCUCCACACGAGCACCAACAGGAACAGCAGCAGCAGCGCGCAUCACCGCCUGUGCCUGCCCUCCGCGCAACCCAACAACUGCACCACCAGCACCACCUCCACCAGCAGCAGCAGCAUCACCCUGUAGAAGAAGAGGAGUGGGCAGAUGAUCGUGCCGUUCACCCGACAGCGCAAUACCCAACCAGCAACCAAGCAUCAUCGCCCCCACAGCCGCGCCAACACCAGCACCACUCACAACACCCCCAACACCAACACCAGCAACAACCACCCACCACCAGCGUCACUGCACCGUCACCGCCCACCACCACCACCACCACCACGACGACGACGACGGAUACGGGUGUGUCCUCCGGUGUCAAACAGGACUCGCGGUCCACAUCUCCGCGGUCGUCGCGUGCGGGGACGGGGCGAUCGCGACUGCCACGUGCCGCCGGCCCGCACUGGAGCCGCCAGGCAUCACAGAAGAGCAUGGCCAGUGUUGGCAGCGGCAUCAGCGGUGUCAGCGAUGGCAGUGAUGGGCUGUACACGGGCCGCAGCCGCAGUGCAAGCAUGAAGGCAGCAGCAGCAACAACAACAGCAGCAGCAGCAGCAACAGCGAACGCAUCGUCGCCAUCAUCGUCUGCACCUGUGAGGGGAAGACGCCACCUCACGCGCACACGCGCACAUGAUGCGGACGAUGGAGUUGAUGUUGAUGUUGAUGACGGUGGUGAUGAUGGUGUUCGCAGCGGUCAUGAUGGUGACAGCGGUGUGGGCACGGCGCGGCGUGGAUGCAGCCACAGUCCACCGAGCCCCACGCUGCUCAGUAUGACAACGCCCGUCACACCGAUGCUGUCCACCCCUGCCACCCGCAGCCCGUCUGCCUCAUCGCGGCGUGGUGGUGGGCGGCGGGGGCGCAACGAUGCUGCCACUGCUGCUGUGCGCAGUCACCGCCACCAAUACGGACAUGAUGGUGAUGGUGGUCGUGUCGGCAGCGGCGUUGGUGGUCGAGAGCGCAGUGCGUCUGGGCGCGUACGGAGUGACGAGGUGGGCAGCGCGACGCUGAACAUUGCGACGCUGCUGCGACGGGCAGACAACAGCCGGAGACGGCACGAGCAGGAGAAGGAGAAGGAGAGGGAGAAGGAAAAGCUGUCACACAGCGCGCCCAUUGACUUUGCAUCGUGGCACGGCGCACUGUCGGACGAUGGUGACUAUCAACAUGUUGAGGAGGUGGAGGAGGACCUGGUAGGGGAGGAUGAAGCACAUGAUGAAGCGUGCAGCAGCAGACACAACAGCGCGAGCAGGAGGAGGGGAGCGGAACAGACGCCUGCUGUGAGCGGUGGCCGGAGGCGGCGUGUGUCGGAUGGUGAUGGCAAGUACAUGGACACGCUCGCCGCACGCAGCGGUGCAUCUGCAUAUGGGCACGACAACGGCGACGAUGACGAUGAUGAUGAUGAUGACAUCCACGACACGAUGCUGGACGAGAGCUACGAGCUGCGAGCUCACAUGAGCGGCAGAGAUCGGAAGGGCAUGCGCGAUGGUGAUGGCAGCACAACACCAACAACAUCACGACACCAUCAGCAGCAGCAGCAGCAGCAGCAACAGCAACACUGGCUCAACCGCAGUGGGAACGGCCGACGCAGACAGCAUCAGCACACCAGCUCCACGUCACGCCAUCACGAGCAUGGGACUGGUCUUGGUGAUCGUGGGGAGGGUGGGAAGCCAUCGCUGCUGGAUAUGCCGCCGCGUCGCCGCCCCCGCAGCGGCCGCCGCUCGCUGCACCGUGGAUCGCCCUCCACGUCCUCCCCAGCACUCUUCGAUUCAGACGUUGCAGACCUGGAGAAGAUGUAUUUGGACUCGGCGGACUUUGAGUCUGAUGGUGAUGAUGAUGAUGAUGACACGAGCACCCGCUAUGAUGACACGUGGGAUGGGUCCAUGACGCAGGAACUCAAAGAACUUCAGACAUACAUGCGCGGCGUGAUGGCAACGACGCAGCAAGAAGAGUCUGCCGCUGAGAAGAGCAGGCCGGCGGAGGUGCAAGAUCCGGAACCGCUGCGGACACAGCGCAUGGCGACGUUGCGCAAGGAGGGCCAGCGGCUGCUUGGCUCGCAGUUCUUCCCCGUGUACGAGUACAUCAAGAAGGCGCGCGAGGACAAGGUGCCGGAAGCCGAGUUCAAGCGCACGCUGGAGACGAUGGCCGAGUACCGCGACUGCUUUGUUGUUGAUCAGCUCGUGUACCUCGAGCACUUUUCUUGAUCACGGGCGAGUGGAGAGCGUGGCAUGGGGUGUGGUGUAUGGUAGGAUGUGUGUGGGAUGUCGUGACAGUCGAAGUGGCUUCACUUUUUCUUUGGCUGACUAUUGUGUAUGAGAUUCGAUGUUGUAUUAAUAGAGGUUUUGUGUGCAUGCUGUUUAUUAUCCAUGCAUGGAAUCUAUUUGUCUUUGGCGUGUUAUUUUUUUCCGUUCAACGAACAAAAGCGAAAGCAACAACCAACCGACAAAGAAGAAGCAAAAGCUGCCG